AUGUCUUCUUACUUUGCACUCGGUUCCACCGGUUUAUGCGGAAACUUCUUCGUUAACAUUGCCGCCAACUCGCCGAAUGUUGCCCGCAUUUAUACUCUCGGUCGUCGUGAACCAAAAGUCACGACGGACAGCUCCAAGCUCAUUGCCACUGUCGAGCCUGAUACCGACAAAUGGCCUGCUUUGAUCAGGAAUCUUGAUAUUCCCCAGCAUUCCACCUACUAUUCAUCGUUUGGAACGACCAGAAAGGCUGCAGGCAGUGCUGAGAACUUCAUAAAGAUCGACGAAGGCAUCAAUGUUGCUGCUGCCACUGCUGCGAAGGAAUCCGGCAAAUUUGACACUGCCGUGUUGGUGUCGAGCAUUGGUGCCAAUUCGUCCUCACGGUUCCUGUACAUGGCCACCAAGGGCCGUAUCGAGGAGAAGAUCAAGGAAUUGAAGUUCAAACGUACGAUUAUUCUGAGACCAGGUCCUCUGCUCGGUGAAAGAGAGCAUGCUCAUAGCUUGCUUGAGAGCGUUUCCAGAAAAGUGGGGGGCGUUGUGAGAGGCACAAUAUUCGAAGGGCUUCUUGCACAUCCUAUCAAGGGCGAGGAAGUUGCAAAAGUGGCCUUCUACUUGAGUCAGAAACCCAUUGAAGAAGACAAUAAGGUCAUUGUUAUCACGCCCUAUAAAAGCUCUUUCGAGUUCGAGCAGCUGAAGAAGUGGUUCUACAGCGCUGAUCACAAGUUGAGAGCCAGGGCUGUUCAAAAGGUUGCCGCGUACGCUACCAAAGGAAGUCUUCCUCAUUCGUUAGAGUCCACCUCGUUGCUUACCAGUUCGGCCUUGCUGGAUGAGCAACUGUGCAGUAUUAAUGCCGAUCCCAUGCCUAUCAGGCUGAGUUACGCGAUGUCUCUGAUCAAGUUCUGCAACGGUCUUCUGGAUCCGAUCCAGAAAUCCACCUAUGCUAUGAGUCUCAAUAAACUCGCAGAGAUACUGCAGCUUCCUACAUAUUUCGUGGAGAUCCGACACGCCGGAACUCAUGAAAUGCUCCCGUCUUUGGAAAUGCUCCGAUUCGGUGCGCAAAGUGCUCUGGAAUGGCUAGAAAUUAAUUACUGGAACGAGGUCUUGGAAAGCACGUCUUCCGAGCCGCCUCAGGAGAAGACCGACCAGGAAGUAGACGCGUUGACCGACAGCUUCAAAGUACUGCGGAAAAUCCGCAGAGAAGACAUCCAUAAGGUGUACAAGUUUGGAGACUCGACGGAAACGGGAACAAAAUACUGGAAAGCGAUGAAGGCGCUGAAAAGCGUCAAGGAAGACGUGUUAUUAAACUAUAUGGUGUACCAGAACUGCUUGGUGCUGAAAACACCGCUCAAUGAGAAAAAAGUGAACGGUAUCAGAUUGCUUUACAAGCCGAUCCUGGAAGAACUUGGUUACGACGUGGUACUGGGGCUGUUCCAAACUUUUCUGGCUGCUGACACUAAAGAUGAGCUCUUUUCCGCGCAGCGCACACAGUGGUUGCAGUACUUUCUCUCAAACGGCCUUACAUUCAGCAGGAACUCCAUCUACAGCAAGUUCCUCAACACUCAAUCGAGUCCACAGCCACACUUCUAGAAACACUGAGUCAACACAAACAGCUUUUGGAGCACACAAAGCUUACAAUGAAGGUGAACGAUCAAAUAAAAUUCAUGCGCACAUUCUAUAUAUCGGAUCUUUCGUCGCAACCAGCGUUGAAGAAACAAAAGUCUGAGUCGCUGUUCCUUUUCGAAAAACAUGAGCUCUGGGAACCAAAGCCUUUUGGUCAGUCUUGAAUGUCAGCAUCAGAAUUGAGGUCUGUUGUCUUUGGCUAUUUCUAGCAGCCCGCGAUGAGAGUAUGUCUUUGCGAGACGACCCUUGAUAACGAAUUCGUCGACGAAUUCUGCGCCCAUUUGCUCUCCGUACUGGCAGUGAAUGAACCCAAUCACAUAGAGCAAAAUGGUUGGUCUCGUGUGCUGUUCGAGCUUGACCACCUGUUGAUCUUCAGAUAAUCUAUCCAGCUUGAAAUCGGUCUCAAAUGCUCGUAAAAACUGGUCUAUAAACUCCCUGCGGUUGUGCACGUUGGACAUGCGUCGCAAAGUUCUUGGGAAGUCAAAAAGGUCAUCUGCUGGGCUUGCUUGUUCGACAUUCAGCGCCUCGUUAAAUAAGUACAUGUAUAUCCUUUUUCUUAAUAUCAGUCUCCCCAAUAUUUGUAUAUUUUCGAGGUCUAUGCGCACGUCGCUGCCACCUACUCCUUGGAGCCGUGUCUUGAGACGAGCGUGGUCUCUGAAGUAAAUGCAGUAAUAUAGUAGAUAGUCGUCUAGCAUGUACUCACUGGGUAUUAUCUGUCGCAGCAGUUUGAUUCUUGACUCCGCUUUGCGUCGAAACUGCAUAUUAUGGUGAAACUUGGUUCUCAAAGACGGCACAGGCUGACGGACCUGCAGCGCAAAC
This is a messenger RNA of Ogataea polymorpha, 2436 nucleotides long. RefSeq lists its product as uncharacterized. Gene Ontology annotation, molecular function: endonuclease activity. Bases 1 to 1584 code for a protein of 527 amino acids. The transcript is spliced from 3 exons. Gene Ontology annotation, biological process: maturation of LSU-rRNA; maturation of 5.8S rRNA. The record is from RefSeq and is a predicted model, not a curated record. Gene Ontology annotation, cellular component: Las1 complex; preribosome, large subunit precursor. Lineage: Eukaryota; Fungi; Ascomycota; Pichiomycetes; Pichiales; Pichiaceae.